Molecule: messenger RNA, 2508 nt
Organism: Purpureocillium lilacinum
Lineage: Eukaryota; Fungi; Ascomycota; Sordariomycetes; Hypocreales; Ophiocordycipitaceae
Biological process (GO): DNA-templated transcription
Cellular component (GO): nucleus
Molecular function (GO): zinc ion binding; DNA binding
Source: RefSeq, a predicted model, not a curated record
AUGCGGGACCUGUCGAGCGCGCAAGCGCCACAGGUGAAAUGCGAUGAGCGGCCCAACGGCUGCGCCAACUGCGAGCGCCUUCACAUCCCCUGCCUCCGACCUGAAGGAAGCAGCUCCGCAUCCCUGGCCGCUGCCGCGGGACACGCCAUCGUCACAGCGGAAAAGCUUCGACGGCAUCGCGCGUUCCGCUCAUGUCGGCCGUGCCGAGUCGCCAAGGUGCGCUGCUCGGGCGAGCAGCCUGAAUGCGAGCGGUGCCGCCAGCGCAGCCGCAAGUGCGAGUAUGACGACAAGGCGGCGCCGCGAUGGGUGAAGCGCGCGCGAAAGCUGCAGUCCGGCUCUGACGAGGACUUGCGCGGCGCAGAGGCACCGCUGGGAGACUCCCGUGUGGCGCUGGGGGCCCACAGAGGUCUCGGAUCGAGCGCCUCUGAGAGUGACGAUGUUGGUGAUGAGCACACAUGGAGCGGCAAAGGAGAAUCGCAACGCAGGCGUAAAUCCACCGCCAGAUGUCAGACUCCGCCCGAAAUGCAGCGGCAAGUCCGAGCCAACGGCGGUCGCCAAGUCAGCCCAGAGCUCGAAUGGCUCUUUUCGCACAAGCUGCCCGCGUUCCCGUAUGUCCUCCGGCUAGUGAAGCUAUACUUCAAAAUGGUCCAUCCGCUUCGAUCAUUCGGCUUCAUCCACCGCCCGUCAUUUAUGCAGUUCAUUGAGGACCAGAGUGAGGCCGGUCGCAACAGCAACGUGGUCCUACUAGCCGUCUGCGCCCUCGGUGCCAAGUUCUUUGCAGCCUUGUCCGCGUCGGAGGAGGAGGCAGGCGAGGGGCUCGCCCUGCGCGCUGGGUGUCAAUGGGCACGCAGAGCCCAACAACUGCUGUUCGCAAGCAUCAACCGCCCGUCGACAGACACGGUCAUGGCCGCUGUACUCUUGCACGAACACGAGCUCCGCAUCGGCAACUACGCCGCCGCGUUCAUGAUCACCGGCCUGGCGGUGCGCUUCGCGCAGGGGCUCCAGCUCAACGUCGAGCAGCAAGUCGUCCGCGCGCGCGUCAGCCCGGCCAAGGUUAUGCCCUCGCUCUACGAGUCGUGCCGGCGCGUCAUGUGGAGCGUCUAUGUGAUGGACUCGUGGGUCGGAAGCGGCGUCGACGAGCUGACGAUGCUCGACGACAAGAACAUCAACAUCCAGCUGCCCGCGCCCGAGAGCGACUUCGUCCUCGAGACACCCAGGGCGACGGUCCUUCCGCAGCUGCCGUCCGAUGCUUGCUUCAGGACGACCAGCAGGUCCGACGAUCUGGACUUGGAGGCACAUUUCGUGCUGAUGGUGGGCCUGCGCAAGAGAAUUCUCAGGGUGGUAAAACACUUGGACGAGUCGCAGCCGCCGUGGAUGGAGCAGUCCGAGUACUCGACGCUGAGGGCCGAGUGCCAAGCUUGGUACAGCUCCCUGCCCGAGAGCCUCAAGUUUAGCCGGUCCGCGGUGCAGAAACGCAAGGUGUCAGGCCAACAUGGGGCACUCAUGCUCCUGCACAUCACGUAUCACCAGUCCAUGUGCGACCUGACGAGAAUCGGCAUGGUCGAGCUGUUUCGGAUCCGGGCACCCAUCGUGUUCCCCGCCGAGCAGCACGAGUUCGUGCAGUCCGUGCAGGACGCCUGCUUCGACCACUGCAUGGCCGUCUCUUCCGUCCUCCAAGAAGCUCUGCAUCAUGGUACCGAGGCCUUUGCAGACACAUGGCUCUGUGUGGUGGCACACGAUGUGUCGAGGGUACAGAUACACUACGCGAAGAACCGGCUGGGGUCCAGCGCGCGACACGAUCACUACGGCUUCGCUUCCGAGGUGAAUGCCGCGCUCAGUGUCAACUUUGAGGCCCUCCACAGGAUGAUUCCGCUUCUUGCUUUGGCGAAGCCUCUGCACACCGCGGCGCUCGCAUUGGCCAAGUCGGCGGGCUUUGAACUGCCAUCGGCCGACCCCGAAACUCGUCUCAAUGCCUCUGGCAAAGCACCAUCACGCCCCGGCAGUCCUUGCCCACUGACUCCAGAAUACGUGCUGAACCCACUUGCGAUAUACCGUAUGGCACGCAAGGACAUCCGAGAAAGCGGCCCCAGCGCAGCGGAUCCCGCCGAUGGAAGCUGUGCAGCCGACGAUGCGUACACGGAGGAGCACCAGCCCAUGCCCACGCCUGCGAUGGAACCUACAGCCAUCGCGGGGCCGGCGCCCGCCACAGACAACCCACAAGGCCCGGUCGAUGUUAUCCGGAACAUCCCUUUGCCAGAGCCGUUCCAGCUUCCGAUGAGCUUCGACGACCUGCAAGUGUAUAUGAGCCUACCGCCGCUGCUCGAUGCGUAUGAAGAGCCGGCGGCUCACAGGAACGGGACGGGGGCGUUCUUCGACUUCAACGGCGCGUCGGCAAUGGCGCCAUUCCAAGCUGCCCCUGUGCAGUUUGUGGGGUCAGCGGAUCCCAGCGCUGGACUGGCCGAGUAUCUGCCACAAUUCGACCAACGCGGAUCAAUGUGGGCGACAUAG